AUGAGUAAGGAAGAAGAAAUGUGCAAAGAUAACCUGGACGAGGGGAUUCCCUAUAAUCAAGGCUUCACCAUCAAGUUUUUGGAUGGGGAUGACACAUUUGUACAUAAUUAUAAGGUGUCGGCAGAUGUUGCUGCGCUGCUUAAGGAAGAGGAGAAUAAAGUUCUCAACCAUUUUUACACUUGUAGGUGUAACAAUGUUAUUAAAAUGUACAGAGGUACAUGGUCGUCUAUUGACCGGUUUGAGCUUCUCCAUAUUAUACGCGUUGGUCGACUGGAUGAUUCACUUGUUGAGGAAAUGCUGGAUUUAGUACGUGAAAGUCAGAAAGCCUCAUCCAGUAAAAAAUAUGGGGUGGUCUUUGUAUUCUUUUUUGACAAGAUACAUGUGGAGAGACCUGAAUACAAAGAAGCAUAUGCAAUCUACAGCAAAAGUUUGGUCUAUGAAGGGUGUACCAACCUCUUAGUUCCCAUUGUCCAAGGGGAUCAUUGGCAUCUCUUAGAGUUUGAUGUCGAUAAUAAUAUUGUCAGAAUGUCAUCUCUUAACAUGAAUCCAGCAAGUGAUUCUCACGCUCCAUCAUUAUCAUCUUCUGCUCCUGCAAAUACUUCUUCUCCAUCAUUAUCAUCUUCUGCUCCUGCAAAUGCUUCUUCUCCUUCUCCAGCUACUCCCUCCAGUGAUAAUACAGAUAAUGCAAGUAGAGAAAAUGUGGAGACUACAAAUCCUAUUCAUGAGAAGAGAAGAAGGAAAAAGACUUCUAAGGUAUGGGAUAAUUUUGUUGAAGUUACUCGUGCUAAUAAUGUUAAAAGAUGGAGAUGCAAUCAUUGCAAGCACGACUUUGCACAAAAUUCAACUGGAACAACAUCUCACUUGAAAACUCAUUUAAAUAAUUGCAUUACAAAAAAGUUGCAUGAUCAAAGGCAACAAACACUUAACUUUCAACGAGAUGGUUCUACUAUAGAGCGCCUAAUCAUGUUACCACCUGGAGUAAAAUAUAACCAUCUGAAAGUUAGGGAAGCAUUAGCUCAUUGGGUCAUGAUGCAUGAACAUCCAUUUACUGUAGCAGAGGAGGAGGGUUUUCUAUUUCUAAUGAAAACUGUGAAUCUUGAAUUUAUUAAAAUUGGGCGUAAAACUUUGAAGGAAGAUUGCAAAACAAUUUUUGAAAGUGAAAAGAAUAAGAUGAAGGGACUCCUUAAAAACAUGGACAAGGUUAGUUUAACCACCGAUCUUUGGAAGUCAGAAAAUCAAAAAAUUGAAUACAUGGUAAUUACUGGGCAUUUUGUUGAUAAGGAUUGGAACCUACAAAAAUCAGUUCUUAGUUUUGUGCAUGUGCCUCCUCCUCGACGUGGUAUUGACAUUGCAGAUGCUAUGCAUAAGUGCUUCAAAGAUUGGGGAAUAGAAAAUAAAGUUUUUACUAUAUCUGUGGACAAUGCAUCCUAUAAUGAUGUUUGUUUAAGAACUUUGAAGACUAGCCUAUCUCGACAUAAGAAAUUGGUUUGUGAUGGAAAAUUAUUUCAAGUGAGAUGUUGUGCACAUAUUCUCAAUCUUCUUGUCCAAGAUGGGAUAAGUGUAAUUGCAUUAACUAUUGAGAAUGUGCGGGAAAGCAUCAAGUUCAUCAAUCACAGUGAAGCGAGGCUCAGAACAUUUUCUGCUAUUGUGCAACAGCUGCAGUUAAGAGAAAAGAAGUUGAUUCUUGAUGUGCCAACUCGUUGGAAUUCGACAUACUUGAUGUUGAUCACUGCCCUGAAGUUCAAAGAUGCAUUUCCAAUGUACAAAGAAAGGGAGUCCAAUUAUGAUUGCAUGCCAGAACCUGAGGAAUGGGAUAAAGUGGAGAAAAUUUGUAAGUUAUUAGCCGUCUUUCAUGCGGUAACGAAUCUAAUCUCUGGUAGUGACUAUCCUACUUCUAAUUUAUAUCUCAUUGAAGUCUAUAGGAUUAAAGAAGUUAUCGAUAAGUCACUACUAGAUAAUGAUUUCUCUAUUCGGCAAAUGGCUAAAAAAAUGCAAGAUAAAUUUGAAAAAUAUUGGGGAGAAUGCAAUUUGUUAAUGACAAUAGCUUUUGUUAUGGAUCCUAGACUAAAAAUUGGUGCGGUUGAAAUUUGUUAUCCUCAAAUUUACUCUGAAGUAGAAGCUAUGAUAAAUAUACAGAAAGUUAGGGAUGCCUUGCAAGAGCUAUUCGAUGAGUAUGUUGCUUUACAUGAUUCAAAUAAUGAGGAAAAUAGCUCUCUGGAAGGUUCUAUGGGUGCUUCAAGUGAUACAAGCUCGUCAUUGUCAUCUUUAAGUUCCAACUGGAGUGAUAUCUUGAAAAAGGUGAGAACGAAAGAUAGUAUGCCUGCAUCCAAAUCAGAGUUAGAAACAUACUUGGAUGAACAUGUAUAUAUAUGUGGUGAAGCAGAAAAUUACCAUUUUAGUGCUUUGAAUUGGUGGAAAACGAAUCAAUUGAAGUAUCGUGUCUUGUCGAGAAUGGCGGCUGAUAUUCUUGUUAUUCCUAUUUCUACGGUGGCAUCAGAGUCUACGUUUAGUGCUGGCGGGAGGGUAAUUGAUACGUAUCGAGCAUCUUUAGAUCCAAAAAUAGUUGAAGCAUUGAUUUGUGGAGGGGAUUGGAUGCGAAAAGUCCAUGGUAUAAAGAAAAAGAAGGUUGAAGAUGAGGUAUGA
Molecule: messenger RNA, 2643 nt
Organism: Asparagus officinalis (garden asparagus)
Lineage: Eukaryota; Viridiplantae; Streptophyta; Magnoliopsida; Asparagales; Asparagaceae
Product: zinc finger BED domain-containing protein RICESLEEPER 2-like
Exons: 8
Coding region: 1-2643 (880 amino acids)
Molecular function (GO): DNA binding; protein dimerization activity
Source: RefSeq, a predicted model, not a curated record